Pseudomyrmex gracilis is the source of this 2164-nucleotide messenger RNA. It is a transcript of the gene Pif1, whose product is annotated as ATP-dependent DNA helicase PIF1. The record is from RefSeq and is a predicted model, not a curated record. The transcript has a single exon. Lineage: Eukaryota; Metazoa; Arthropoda; Insecta; Hymenoptera; Formicidae. The coding region runs from base 192 to 2054 and encodes 620 amino acids. Gene Ontology annotation, molecular function: DNA helicase activity; ATP hydrolysis activity. Gene Ontology annotation, biological process: DNA repair; telomere maintenance.
UAAGUUGUACAACCUGUCGUGAAGACGCGCGCUUUCUGGUUUGGUUGUUACAGUCGUUCCUAUCGUAUCUGAAUGAGAUCAACUGUUGAGAUCUGUAGAAUUAUAAUAUUUAAUAGAAUCGUGAGUUUUGUCGAGUGAACCUUUCGAAAUAUUUUUUCUCAGAAGACGAUUAUAUUUUUGUAAAUUCAGUCAUGGAGUCAGAUGGCUGCUCAUUAACAUGCACCGUUAUCGCAGAAUGGUUAAGUCCUCAAGGAUCUGUUUUGAGAAAACAAAGUCAUAGAACGGCGACUCUACGCCUGACUCGGAACAAUCAGCGAGAGUUGUUCAUCGAGAUACACGUGGACAAAGGGAAUGUACGAACAAAACUACCUUUGAAAGGUAUCUCGGUUUUUAACAAAUUUAUGUCCGAGGGCAAAGCGUCCAUCAAGUUUAAGGAACAGAACUGCACGUUGUUUUUGUCUAAUGCACCGUCUUCUAACUUAAUAAAUUUCUUGAAGACUAUAUAUAUUAAGAUAACUGGUCAAGAUGAAAACACGAUGAAGAAUCCUCUGAAAGAAAAGCUUUUAGGAAACAUGCAAUCAGGUACUGAAGAUAUUAGUCCAUCCACUAGUACAGAAAUCAACAGAGCAAAGGAGAAAGCUAUGUCUAUAUCACGUGCGACUAUCACCACUCCAUCACCGAGUGCCACCAAGAAGCGGAAACAUUUCAGUGAUACUUCUCCUAAAGUACAGGCAGCAAAAAAGCUAUAUGAGAAUCCUACAACAGGAGAAUUGAAUGAGGAGCAAAGUAAAAUUUUGAAUGCAGUGCUCACUGGAAAAAAUGUGUUUUUCACUGGAAGUGCAGGCACUGGCAAAUCGUUUCUACUGAAGAAGAUAAUCUCUGCUCUACCUCCUGAUGUAACAAUGGCUACAGCAAGCACUGGAGUAGCAGCUUGUCACAUUGGAGGAAUUACUUUACAUCAGUUUGCUGGCAUUGGUUUGGGUACUGCGACUCUGGAGAAAUGCUUUCAAUUGGCUUCCCGUCCAUCGGUAACUUCAGUAUGGAGAAAAACAAAACAUUUAGUAAUAGAUGAGAUAUCUAUGGUAGAUGGUGAUUUUUUUGACAAAAUUGAGGCUGUGGCAAGACAUGUACGUAGAACAGAAAGACCCUUUGGAGGAAUACAAUUAAUCUUGUGUGGUGACUUCUUUCAGUUACCACCUGUAUCUAAGACUGAGAAAGCAAAAUUUUGCUUUCAAAGUGAGGCUUGGCAGAAGUGCGUUCAUUUUAAUUACGAGUUGCGAACAGUCCAUAGGCAAAAAGAUGAGGUAUUUGUGAAGAUAUUAAAUAACAUUAGAAUAGGUAGAGUUACGGAUGAUAUUGUAAAUACUUUGAAAGAAACAGCAAAACAGCAAAUUGAAAGUAACGGAGUUUUAGCUACUAGACUGUGUUCGCAUGUUAAAGAAGCUGAUGAGAUUAAUGAAUUUCAGUUAAAUGAAUUAAAAGGUGAAAUUAAAACAUAUACAGCGGUAGAUUCCGAUAGCUCUAUGACAAAUAUGUUAGAUCAGCAUCUGCCUGUUCCUGGCAAAUUACUAUUGAAAGUUGGCGCUCAAGUUAUGCUGUUAAAAAAUAUAAAUGUUAGUAGCGGAUUAGUAAAUGGAGCUCGAGGUGUUGUUAUCGAUUUUAAAAAUAAUAUACCAAUAAUUCAAUUACGAUCUGGUACUAAAUAUGAAGCAAAAAUCGAGAAAUGGACUAUCAAAACUACAUCUGGUGCUCUCGUGCACAGAAAACAGAUUCCAUUGAAAUUAGCAUGGGCGUUUUCGAUUCAUAAGAGUCAAGGUUUAACUUUAGACUGUGUAGAAAUGUGCCUGUCGAGAGUGUUUGACGCUGGUCAAUCUUAUGUGGCACUUUCGAGAGCUCAGAGUUUACAGAGUUUACGUAUUUUAGAUUUUAAUAGUCAACAAGUUUGGGCUAAUACGGCUGUGCUCGAAUUUUAUAGAAAAUUUAGGAGAAAUUUACAAGAGAUGGAGAUGAUUCCUCUAGGUAAAAAAAUCAAAUCAGAAUCGAAUAAGAAGUAAAAUCAUAUUUUUAUACUCUGCUUAUACAUAACUUGUUAAAAGCAAACUAUAUUUCUACAUACAAUAAAAAUCAUAAAAUAUUUCAUGGGGUUUUUUUAUUUAAAGUAAAA